AUGCCCCCUGUCACCAACGGCCAAUUCUCAUACAAUAUUGACACAUUCUAUGUCGCCGCGUCGGGAGGACAGAUCCACCGCCGUGCAGCUCCAGCUGAAAUAAAAGCCCUUUACGAUACCGCGACUACAGACAAUAGCACACCAGACCACCCAGGCCAUUGGUAUGAAGCACAGCUCCUUCACUAUGGCCUGCCACCGUCAAAGGUCAAGGCGACUGCCAAGAUGCGACUUCUGAAAGCCGUGCAAGCCGGCGCCCUGAGUGUCCCCAAGGAAAGCCUACAAAUCGAAAAGAAUCUGAAGAAGGAAUGGAAGAAACAGGAUUCGGAGGAAAAGCCACAGGCUAAUACCAAGAUCACAUCGACGAAGACUGUUACCACCAAGACUGUUACAGUUUCUAAGACUGUUGCGUCCAAAACGACCGAGAGCAAGACUACCACAGCCAAAGCCAAAGCCGCGGCCAAACCUGCUGCGACCAAGGCUGUUGCCAAACCUGCAACUAUUAAAACUGCGGCUACCAAAGCUGCUACGCCUAAAGCUGCUCCCCCAAAGAAAGAUACCGCACCCAAGUCCGUUGCUUCCAAAGCCACUGCGGCCAAACCUGCUGCUGCUAAGGCUGCUGCUGUUAAAACCGCAACUGCCCCAGCCAAGAGAAAGAGAGCCUCAAAUGACGAGGGGACACCCAAUCAACCACAGACCGCCAAACGCCGCGUGUAUGGCAAACAGACACAAUCCAAUACGAAUGUGCCCACUAGAAACCACCCCGAGCCGAGUGGGUGGUCUGGGCAGCCCGGGUACCAGGAUGUGCCUCCCUCGUACGAAGUCGCCUGCGGGAUGAAAGGAGAGCGCCUUUAUGAUGCUUUAGAUGACCAGAUGGACAUUGAGGAUGCGAACGAGUCCGAGGCAUACUCAGACCCACCAUCCCCACCUCGAACCCUGAAACGCACCCUGGGUCUACUUAAUGGGACGUACGAAGUUCGUGCCCCCGAUAUUGAAAACGAGUGGCCACACGCUAUGCCAUCUGACGGAAUUACCUUAUCCCUCCGCCUUAACGGGAAAGAGGUUUGGGGGAAUACGACUUCGGGAUGUUUGAGGGUGUACUGUGGAUGCCAGAACGACCUAUGA
Molecule: messenger RNA, 1122 nt
Organism: Penicillium verrucosum
Lineage: Eukaryota; Fungi; Ascomycota; Eurotiomycetes; Eurotiales; Aspergillaceae
Exons: 2
Coding region: 1-1122 (373 amino acids)
Source: RefSeq, a predicted model, not a curated record